GUAAUUUGUGUUCAAUACUGUGCAGUUUGUAAACAGUUAUCAUCAAUUUGUGUUCAAUACUGUACAGUUUGUAAACAGUUAUCAUCAAUUUGUGUUCAAUACUGUACAGUUUGUAAACAGUUAUCAUCAAUUUGUGUUCAAUACUGUACAGCUUGUAAACAGUUAUCAUCAAUUUGUGUUCAAUACUGUACAGUUUGUAAACAGUUAUCAUCAAUUUGUGUUCAAUACUGUACAGUUUGUAAACAGUUAUCAUCAAUUUGUGUUCAAUACUGUACAGUUUGUAAACAGUUAUCAUCAAUUUGUGUUCAAUACUGUACAGUUUGUAAACAGUUUCAUUUAAACGUAAUG
Lottia gigantea (owl limpet) is the source of this 348-nucleotide messenger RNA. RefSeq lists its product as hypothetical. Lineage: Eukaryota; Metazoa; Mollusca; Gastropoda; Lottiidae. The transcript has a single exon. The record is from RefSeq and is a predicted model, not a curated record. The annotation marks the transcript as partial.